AUGCCUUAUGAUGAGAAUACCAUUCCGGAGUGUACCUGGUGGUAUGACAAUGACAGCUCAACCACCUGCACUAAUCUGCUGCGCAACUGGGGAGUUCCCUUGGCAGACUUCAUGUUCUGGAACCCAUCUCUUACUUCGGGCUGUGGCAACUUUAUUGUUGGGCGCUCCUACUGUAUCGAAGCGCCCAUCUCUGCCCCGCCCGCGCCGUCUUCGACGAGCGUGAGAACCACCUCUACUGCCCCGUCCACUACAGCUCAAACCUCGACCUCGUCUAGGACUUCCGCCCAAACGACGCCCUCGAACGGCAUCGAGACGCCCGUCCCUAUAAAACCCGAUAUGGUGACUAACUGCAACGGCUUCUACCUUCAGCUCAUCACCUGGAACAAGCUCAACGCGGGCUGCACGGACAUCUGGGCUCAGUAUUGGGUCUGCGUCCACGUCAUCGGUCAGCCUUCGACAACCAGGCCGCCCACCACAACCACAUGGCCGACAACCACGACGCGGCCUACUACCACGACUGGCAACGGCAUCAACACGCCCCUCCCGACCCAGCCCUCGAUGGUGCCCAACUGUGACAAAUUCCACCUGAUCACGACCGGCGACACCUGCGCCAGCAUAGCGGCACGCAACGGCAUCACCGUGGCCCGCUUCAUCUCGUGGAACAAGUCCCUGACGACGGCCUGCACGACGCUGUGGGCCAACGCCAACGUGUGCGUGCGCACAAUCGGCUUCAAGCCGACCACGCAGGCCACGUGCUCGAGCUCGAGCAGCGACAAGCUGUGGGGUGACAACAAGCCAGAGGCGCUCGGCAGCGUCACCAAGUGGUGCGACGGCAACGCCAGCUCGGACGGCAGUGGCGCCUUCGUGGUAGGCCAAAGCAAGCGCGGCUGCUACAACGCCCCUUAUGGAACCAACAAGAUCGAGUUCUGGCUCCGCAACGAUUUCACCAUCGGGACGACACUCUCGGUGGUGCUUUGCAACGAGAUCGUUAAGGUGCCUAUCAACAGCGGCACGCGUGGUGGCACGGGCGUCAAUGAGGGAUGGUGGGUUAAGGCUACGGUGACGGCUGGAAGGUGUUAA
Microdochium trichocladiopsis is the source of this 1080-nucleotide messenger RNA. RefSeq lists its product as uncharacterized. The record is from RefSeq and is a predicted model, not a curated record. Lineage: Eukaryota; Fungi; Ascomycota; Sordariomycetes; Xylariales; Microdochiaceae. The transcript has 4 exons. The coding region runs from base 1 to 1080 and encodes 359 amino acids.